GGGGAUGGCCCGGGUUGUCGCUGCCGCCGUCGCUGCCGCCGCCUCCUCAGAAGCAGGAACCGAAGUCGCCGCCGCCGCCGCUGCCUGGGUCGUCGGCCGCCCGCGCGCUGGCUCGGUCGGGGCCCGCAGCCAUGGAGGACUUCAUCGUGAUCUCCGACGACAGCGGCUCCGAGAGCUCCGGGGGCGCCCGCCCGAGCCGGUCGCGGAGGCUGCGCCGGGCCCUGUCGCGGACCCCUGGCGCGCUGCCCCGCCGGACCGUGGACUUUAUUGACUUAACUAGAGAGACCAGACCAAGGACAAAAGAUCGCAAUGGACUGUGUGUGAUUGACCUGACAGAAGCUGAGGGAGAAAAUAGACCUAUUGCCACACUUGACUUAACUUUAGAACCUGUCACUCCUUCCCAGAAGGAGCCAACCAGUCUUCAGACAUGUGCCCGCCUCUCUGGCAAAGAGGUGAUGGAAGGGCAGGUGUACAGAAGCUCUCAGCCUACAGCACGGAGAAUCAUUAACAGUGAUCCUGUAGAUUUGGACCUAGUAGAAGAAAACACCUUUGUCGGUCCCCCACCCACUACAUCCAUCAGUGGAAACUCUGUUUAUCCAACAGAGCCUAAUUGCAGCUCAGCCACAUUCAUAGGUAACCUCAGCUUCUUGGCAAGCCUACAGCUGUCUUCAGAUGUUAGCUCCCUCUCCCCAACAAGCAAUAAUAGCAGCAGCAGCAGCAGCAAUCAAAAAGCACCCUUGCCAUGCCCACAGCAAGAUGUGCCUCGCCCACCACAAGCCUUGCCAUGUGCCCUCCAAGCUUUGCCGUGCCCACUGAGAGCCUCACCUUGUCCACCACGAGCCUCCUCAUGCCCACCACGAGCUUCGUCAUGCCCAUCACAAACCAUGCAGUGCCAACUACCAGCUCUAACUCACCCACCUCAAGAAGUGCCAUGCCCUGGGCAGAAUAUCCCAAGCCCACCUCAAGACUCAUUAUGGCAUCCUCAACACUCACCAAGCCCACCUCAAGACUCUCUGGGCCUACCUCAAGAUGUACCAGGCCCACCUCAAAACAUAUUGCUUCCACAAGAUGUGGCAUACAUGCAAGACAUGCUACAGUCACCAGGAGAUGUACCACGGUCACCUGGAAACAUGCCACCAUCACCAGAUGUGCCACAGUCAUCAGGAGACAUGCUAGGGUCACCAGAAGAUGUGCCACAGUCAUCAAGUGAUGAUUCACUGUUACCACAUGUACCACCGUCACCAGGGGGCAUGCCACACUUACCGGGAGAUGUGUUACAUUCACCUGGAGACAGGCCACACUCAUCAGGGGAUGUGACACACUCACCUCGAGACAUCCCUCACUUACCAGGAGACAGGCCUGACUCUACCCAGAAUGGUGUACAGAACCGUGACAUGCCUAUGGAUAUCUCAGUUCCGUCCUCUCCAAGCUGCUCUCCCAGCCCAUUGUCUGAAACUCCCUUAGAGAAAGUUCCUUGGCUCUCUGUCAUGGAAACCCCAGCCAGAAAAGAAAUAUCACUGUCAGAGCCUGCCAAACUCAGGUCUGCCCAUGUACAAGCACGAAUACCACAAGGUGGGUUGUACAACAGACCAUGCCUGCAUAGACUGAAGUACUUCUUACGACCUCCGGUUCAUCACCUCUUCUUUCAGACACUAAUACCGGAUAAAGACACAAGAGAGAACAAGGGUCAAAAAUUAGAACCCAUCCCUCAUCGAAGACUAAGAAUGGUAGCAAAUACCAUUGAAGAGAAUUUUCCCCUGGGGACUGUGCAGUUUUUGAUGGACUUUGUGUCACCCCAGCAUUACCCACCAAGAGAAAUUGUGGCUCACAUCAUCCAGAAAAUCUUGCUCAGUGGCUCUGAGACUGUGGAUGUCCUAAAGGAGGCCUACAUGCUUCUCAUGAAAAUUCAACAGCUACAUCCAGCCAAUGCCAAGACAGUGGAGUGGGACUGGAAACUGCUCACCUAUGUCAUGGAGGAAGAGGGACAGACUCUGCCUGGGCGAGUCCUUUUCCUGCGUUAUGUUGUUCAGACCCUAGAAGAUGACUUCCAGCAGACCCUGAGGAGACAACGGCAGCACCUGCAGCAGUCCAUUGCAAACAUGGUGCUGUCCUGUGACAAGCAGCCCCACAAUGUCAGGGAUGUUAUCAAGUGGCUGGUCAAAGCAGUAACUGAAGAUGGAUUGACUCAGUCCCCAAAUGGAAAUCAAACAUCUUCAGGAACAGGAAUCUUGAAGGCAGGCGGUAGCCACCCUUCUUCCCAGCCCAACCUGACAAAGAACACCAAUCAGCUGAUUGUGUGCCAGCUUCAGAGGAUGCUCUCCAUAGCCGUAGAGGUGGACAGGACCCCCACCUGCAGCUCCAGUAAAAUUGCUGAGAUGAUGUUUGGGUUUGUGCUGGACAUUCCUGAGAGGAGCCAAAGAGAGAUGUUCUUUACUACCAUGGAAAGCCACCUUCUGCGCUGCAAAGUGUUAGAAAUCAUAUUCCUCCACAGCUGCGAGACACCCACCCGCCUGCCUCUGUCUCUGGCUCAGGCCCUCUACUUUCUGAAUAAUUCUACAUCACUGCUCAAGUGUCAGUCAGAUAAAAGCCAGUGGCAGACUUGGGACGAAUUGGUUGAGCAUCUGCAGUUUCUGUUGUCCAGUUAUCAACAUGUUUUAAGAGAACACUUAAGGAGUUCCGUGAUCGACCGAAAGGACUUAAUAAUCAAAAGGAUUAAGCCCAAACCCCAGCAAGGAGAUGACAUCACAGUGUUGGAUGUAGAGAAGCAGAUUGAGGCCUUCCGCAGCCGCCUGAUCCAGAUGCUGGGGAAGCCUCUUGUCCCCCAACUCCAAGACAAACUGCACUUGUUGAAGCUCCUGCUCUUCUAUGCUGCGGACUUGAACCCUGACGCAGAGCCCUCUCAAAAGGGCUGGAGCAGCUCCUGAGGGCCUGCCAAGCACUGCAUGCCAAGAAUACCUCCUGAACUCUAUCUCCAACUACUUAAAAGCUCCAAAAGUAGGAAAAGUGGCUAAAAUCUUACAAGACCAAACCUAUAUUAUUUAAUCAGUAGGUUGUAAUUUCUAACUCUAGUAUAAAUAUCUUUUUUUAAAAUAAUCCUAUCCCAGCCUAUUCUCAAAUAUGGCUUAAAUAUACAAGGUAUAUAUCUUUUUUAAUAAAUUAUUUAUACUUUUUUUGAAACAGGUUAAUACUGUGUGCACCACGUUUAACAUUUUCAUUCAAGAUGUGGAAAAAUCCCUCUGCUGAACCCACUCUAUACACCAAUAUUAUGUCAUUCAGGGUACCAACGACCUGUUUCAGGAGAGACGUUCAUUUUUCCCUAAUGAAAUGCAAGCAUUUUAUGUUAGACCUAUUAUAUUGCCUAUUAAUUUGACUUUAUAAUAAAUAGAGGGUAGAAACCAAAGGAUCAAGUGUAUUAUAAAACAUUUGAUGUUAAAAGGAGACAAUAAAAAGGCAAUGGUUUUUCAAAAUA
This is a messenger RNA of Piliocolobus tephrosceles (Ugandan red Colobus), 3469 nucleotides long. It is a transcript of the gene SIMC1, whose product is annotated as SUMO interacting motifs containing 1. Lineage: Eukaryota; Metazoa; Chordata; Mammalia; Primates; Cercopithecidae. Gene Ontology annotation, molecular function: SUMO polymer binding. The transcript has 10 exons. The coding region runs from base 132 to 2924 and encodes 930 amino acids. The record is from RefSeq and is a predicted model, not a curated record.